AUGACAACGCCUGUGGAGGAGGUGCUGAAGCAGUCUUUCCGUGAUAAGGUGAGAGGGGUUUCUCGGGCGAAAACUUUCGAUGAGGAGGAUCGUUUUGGUGCUUUGGAUAUGAAUGAUGGGCUUAUUGAGAUAUCGACCAAGGAUUCUUGGCCAGCAAUCCGAACCACUCCUAAGUUGAGAGAGUUUUUGCACAAGAAGUGGCGCAAUUGCCUAAUUGUGAAGCUUCUUGGCAGAAACAUAGGCUUCAAAACUUUAGAAAAUAAGGUGAUGGGUCUAUGGAAGCCGAUGGGAGAUCUUGAACUCAUUGAGUUAGGAGAGGGUUAUUUUAUUGCUAAGUUUUACCUGGAGGAUGAUAUGAAAUUUGCACUGGAAGAAGGACCUUGGGUAAUUUUUGGCCACUAUCUUACAGUAAGCCGUUGGAGGCCUGAUUUCCGACCUUCAGAAGCGGCCAUUCACACAACAGCAGCAUGGAUCAGAUUCCCGGAAUUGCCAGUUGAAUUUUAUGAUGAAAGGUUUCUUCUUGCUUUGGGUAAUACUGUUGGUAAGGAAAUCAAAGUGGACAGGAAUACUCAUUUUGCUUCUAGAGGUAAAUUUGCUAGAGUUUGUGUGGAAGUCGAUUUGACUAAACCCCUUGUACCAAAGGUUUAUGUUGAUGAUCGUUGGACAAGAGUGGAGUAUGAGGGGUUACCUCUUAUUUGUUUCCAAUGUGGAUAUGUUGGACAUCGGAAUUGUAAGAUAGAUGUUGUGUCUGCCGAGACUGUAAAUGUUCCAGGGGAGACAGGUAAUGGUGAGAAACCUGCAAAAGGUGAUACUACGGCCGUGGUCGAGGCUCAUGUACAAGUUGAAGGGUCUGUUAUGGAUGGUGUCGAAGCACCACGGGAUAAGGCAGUGGAAUCUGCUUAUGGGCCUUGGAUGGUGGCUCAACCCCGUAGGCAACGAGGUCCGACCAAAAAGAUGGCUGAUCCUACAUGGAAGCAACAUGGGACUAAUGAUGGUAAUACGGGGUCACGAUUUGCUGCCUUAGCAAAUCUCCAGGAAUCUGAAAAUGGCGCGCCAAUUACUGGAUCAGGUUCGAAGUCGACAUCAAAUUUUGUCAAAGAAUCUAGGCCUAUAAUUAGUGGGAGUACUUCAAGGUAUAAGGUGCAUGGAAGUACAGGUAGGCCACGACAAGAGCCUAAAAGUAGUGGGGUUCUUGCGCCAAAAAAUUUGGUUCAUGAAGAGGUGGGUGCUAUUCCAGCUUUCUUGAAUAAAUUUAGUGAGAAGAGUAGAGAGGUUAUGAAAGAGAAUUCUUUAUCAGUGGUGGACACAGACAGUAACUUGAUGGUGAUUGACGAAUCUUUAUUAAGGGAGGAGGAGGCAGUGGGGGUAAUAAAAGCUGGUAACCAGCAAACAUUUCCCUCAUUGUCUUCUGAUCACAGGACUCGAGAUCCCCUAACACUCAAUCAUUUACGGGGAGCCGGGAGUAAAGCUUUCCGAAGAAAUAGUAGAGAGUUUUUGUGGUUGUAUAGACCGCAUAUUUUUAUUGUUGUUGAACCAAGAAUUUCUGGUGAUCGUGCGAAUCGAGUAGCUAAGAGACUUGGGUUUUCGGAUUAUCACAUUGUUGAUCCAGUGGGUUUUUCGGGUGGUUUGUGGAUUUGUUGGGAUAGUCAAUAUGUACAGUUAGAAAUUUUGUUCUCCUCCACUCAAGUUAUUCAUGUCAUUGUUAGAGUUGGAGAUGAGCAAGAAUGGCUUUUAUCGGCAGUUUAUGCAAGCCCAGUAUUGGCAGUAAGGAGAAAGCUUUGGGAGGCUAUGGAAGAGUUUACUUCAGUGGUUAGAAUACCACGGAUGAUGAUUGGGGAUUUCAAUGACAUUAGCACCAGUGCCGAAAAGUUUGGAGGGGCUGAUGUUACAAUAAACAGAUGCAUGAGAUUUAAUAGUAUGGUUGCAAAUUGUGGGCUUUCAGAUCUUGGAUUUCAGGGUCCUUCAUAUACGUGGACAAAUAGGAGGAAGAAGGGUCAGCGAAUUCAUGAAAGAUUAGACAGAGCUUUAGCUAGUGCAGAAUGGCGACUUCUCUUCCCUGAGGCUAUAGUCAAACACUUACCGAGAUUUUACUCGGACCAUUGUCCAAUUCUAGUGCAAUGUAAGGAGGAAAUUCCGAUUGAUUCUUCCAAAAAGCCAUUUAGAUUUCAAGCAAUGUGGCUUACUCAUAAAGAGGGUCCUGAUUACAUAGCCAAUUGUUGGGGCAAUGCGGAAGGGGACUUAAUGGCCAAAUCUGCAUCUUUAGUGGAAGCAUUGAAGACAUGGAACAAAGAGGUUUUUGGUAACAUUUUUGAACGCAAAAAGGAAUUGAGGGCACGGGUUCUUGGUGUACAAAAAGCUUUAGCAAGAUCAGCUUCACCCAGGUUGAUUGAUCUAGAGCAAGAAUUGGUGUCGGAAUAUAACAAGAUUUUGGAGCAAGAGGAAUUGUUGUGGUUUCAGAAAUCCAGAGUACAAUGGUACAAAGAAGGAGAAAAGAAUACUAAACUUUUUCAUCUCUCUACUGUGUGCCGAAGGCGCAGAAACAAGAUUUCCAUGCUGAAAAAUGAUGAUGGGGAAUGGGUUCUUACACCUGCAAGCCUCAAAGCUAUGGUUUCUGCCUAUUAUGUUAGUCUUUUUUCUGUCGAUAAUGCUUUGAGUUUGGCGCGACUUGAUGUAGUUUGUCCUGUUUUGCCAACUGACCGGAUUCAAUCUUUGGAUAAUGGUAUUACCAUUACCGAGGUUAAACAAGCUUUGUUUCAGAUGAAACCUUGGAAGGCACCGGGGAAUGAUGGUUUCCAUGCAGUCUUGUGGAAUGGAGAGAAGUUGAACUCUUUCCAACCACAAAGAGGCUUACGGCAAGGUGAUCCGUUGUCUCCGUAUCUCUUUGUUCUCUGUAUGGAGCGCCUGGGUCAUUUAAUUGAUCGAGAGGCAAUUAAAAUUAAAGAAGCCUUAGAUGAAUUCUGCAUGGCAUCGGGAGCUAAAAUCAGUUUUGACAAGUCUAAGAUUUUUGUUUCUCCUAAAGCGCAGGGUGGCAAUAGGCGAAUGAGUUCUUUGUUGGGUAUUCCUAGCACUGAUGAUUUAGGAAAAUAUUUGGGUGUGCCUUUGAUUCAUGGGAGAGUGACGAAAGCUACUUUUAAGGAUGUUGUGGAGAAGUCUUUGGGACGGUUUCUUAAAGCUAAAUAUCGAGUGGGAGAGGACAUUUGGAAUUUUAUUGAGGAUAGGCAGCAUGGCUCACAAACAUGGUCAUAUACGUGGAGAAGUUUAAUCAAGGCAUGCACGUUACUGUCAAAUGGACUAAAAUGGCGCAUUGGCAAUGGAAGUAGGGUGAAGUUUUGGGCUGACCCUUGGUUAUUGAGUACACCGUUAAGGGAUGUAGUUGAUCAUUCUUGCUAUGCAGGGAGCUCGGGUGUUUUGGUGUUGGAUUAUAUGACGGAUGGUGGGGGUUGGAACAUGGAGAAAAUUUUUUUGGAGUUGCCGAUGGAACUAGCUUUAAAAGUUAUAGGUUAUCCUUUGCCUAAUGUUUCCUCUCCUCAAGAUAGGAAAAUUUGGAAGUUUUCGCCUAAUGGAAUUUUUACUACAAAAUCUGCAUAUCAGUCUUUAAUAGAAGACGACAUGGUGCCUUUGGGUGGAGAUUGGAGUUGGUUUUGGAAGAUUCCACUCCCGGCUCGUUGGUUACAUUUUAUUUGGUUAGUGCGACGGGGUCGAUUACUCACUAAUAGUCUUCGGGCGACAUGGGGCAUGGGGAAUGAUCCAAAGUGUCAUUUAUGUGGACUGGAGGAGGAAUCACUUGUUCAUAUUUUGCGAGACUGUCCUACAUCUCGCAAGGUUUGGGAUUAUUUUGGUAAGCCUCUAAACUCGGAUUCCUUGAUGCAAUGGCUAGAUGAUAAUUUAGCCUUGCGAACUUUACAUGAUAGAGUUGAAUGGAGGAUAAUUUUCGGUGUGACGCUUUGGAGAAUAUGGACUCGGCGAUGUGGCUUUGUUAUGAAUGAAGGUGAUGUUUCUUUGGAUGAGAGUUCUCUUACGGCAAAUAUUAUGGUUACAGCAGGUGAAGUGAUGAAAUCUCUUGUUAAUCAUAAGCCAUUGCUCAGCCAAGAUCUCCAAGUUCGAUGGGUGCCGCCCGAAGAUGCGGUUGUGAAAUUGAAUACAGAUGGCGCUGCAAAAGGGAAUCCAGGAGUAGCCGGUGCUGGAGGAGUAAUAAGGUCGGCUGUUGGGAGUUGGCUAAUGGGUUUCAAAUUGCAUUUAGGUGUUUGCUCCAAUGUUGAAGCUGAGCUGCAAGCGAUUCGGCAAGGCUUGCUGGUGGCGUGGAAUUGCAGUUAUCGGGAUAUUAUAUGUGAGACCGAUGCACUAAUUGCUAUUGAUUUAAUCAAGAAUGGUGAUGCUAAGUUUCAUCCUCUCGGCUACCUGCUUAUUGAUAUUAGACAGUUAUUGCACCGAGAGUGGAGAUGCAAGUUACAACACACUUACCGAGAAGGGAACUUUUGUGCAGACUGGUUGGCUAAUGCUGCGUGUGAGCUUGAUGAUAAUUUUGAGUUGCUGCCUGCACCACCUGAUGAAGUGAAGAGUAUUCUUAAUGCUGACACUACGGGGGUCUUCUAUCCCCGUGGCUAUUGUUAUAAGUAG
Corchorus capsularis is the source of this 4617-nucleotide messenger RNA. NCBI's taxonomy places the organism in Eukaryota, Viridiplantae, Streptophyta, Magnoliopsida, Malvales, Malvaceae. The record is from the annotation of a GenBank genome assembly.